This is a messenger RNA of Lucilia cuprina (Australian sheep blowfly), 1000 nucleotides long. Its product is annotated as inactive phospholipid phosphatase 7. Bases 313 to 936 code for a protein of 207 amino acids. NCBI's taxonomy places the organism in Eukaryota, Metazoa, Arthropoda, Insecta, Diptera, Calliphoridae. The record is from RefSeq and is a predicted model, not a curated record. Gene Ontology annotation, molecular function: sphingosine-1-phosphate phosphatase activity. The transcript has 2 exons.
CUAGUGUUGCUACUGUAUUUAUAUACUUUGUCUAAAAUCAGAUUUUGUUUGAUUUUGAAAUUGUUUGGUGAGAAGGGGUAUAUAAAAUACAGCUAAAAAAAUCAUUGAAUUCGUUUUGUGCGAAAUAAAGGAAAAUAGCUUUUUGCUCGUGAUGUUUUAAAAAUUGAACUAGAAAAUGCUAAAAUGGUCACACUGGUUAUGAGUUAUAUUUGUCAAGUAUAGACCAAAGUAAAUUAAUUGCAUAGAAUAGUAAAUUAAUUUUUGGUUCGUUUAUUUCGCAAGCAAAUUUUUUUAUCAAGACCUGAAAUUGAAAUGGCGAAACGACAAAAACAUAAAGCUUUGGAGAUAAUAAUAUCAAAAGAUGUGCAUUUGACUAAACUUCUCGUUUCAAGGUUUCUACAAUAUCCAUCAUUUAAAUCUUUAAAAACGCACUGUAAAAGUUUGGAAAUAUCAUGUAACGGCAUAGUUUGGUUAGCAGUAUGGUUAACGUUUAUAUAUUUAUUUAAUAAAAAGGAUCUUUGUGAAAUGCAAAUCAAUAUGCUCUUCGGUCUAAUAAUAGAUAUAUUUCUUAUAGCUAUAAUCAAAUCUGUAUGUAGGCGAAGAAGACCAACUGUACCAGAAGAUAUGUUAGUAUUGGGUCCUGACAAAUUUAGCUUUCCAUCUGGACAUGCAUCAAGAGCAUCUUUCGUCGCAAUGUUUUUUAUUUUCUUAUGUCCCAUUUCAAAAAUUUGGUGGAUGCCAUUAACAUGUUGGUGCUUAAGCGUCUGUCUAUCGCGUAUAUUAAUGCAGCGUCAUUACAUAUUAGAUGUUCUUGCUGGAUGUGUUCUUGGUUUUGUGGAGAUUUAUUUUUUAAAGAUUAUUUGGAUAAGCGAAAGUACAUCACAAUAUCUUAUAAACUUUUUUACAAAUGAUGAAUUACCUAUUGAUGUGGAAUAGCAAAUUUUUAUUUUUCAAACAUUUUAAAAUACUUUAAAAAUAAAUAUAAAAUUUAAAAAGUGUA